AUGAAGUUUUUCGCGAGCCGAUCCCUUGGCGCAGCCGCAAUUGCGCUGGCCGUCAGCUGCACUGCAUCUGCGAACAGUGGAACUCAAGGAGGAGUUCAAGAACCUCCCAGCAUCCUUCACAAGGCUAUGGACGGCCUUUGCCUGGAGACAUUUGCCCGAGCGUGCGCCGAGAACCCUCACUUUUGCGUCAAAGCAGUGGCCCGCCGCGGGGUGGGCGGCAGCUCGCAAGGAGAGGAGGCUUGGCGCUGCUACUCGGUUAAGGAGCUCGAUUUCAGUCUGAGCAAACGAGCAUGUGUGGACGACUGUGGGGAUAUUAUUGAGUGUCAGGGGGCUGUCAGUGACAAUUCACUGGAACACUUGUCCGUGACUGACAGACUUGUGAAACUAUUGGAAGACACCAGGCACGGCACUUGCAAAAUGCAAAACCGGAGCAGGAACGUUGCGUUACAGAGGUAG
This is a messenger RNA of Eimeria necatrix, 456 nucleotides long. RefSeq names its product Microneme protein 13, related. Lineage: Eukaryota; Apicomplexa; Conoidasida; Eucoccidiorida; Eimeriidae. Bases 1 to 456 code for a protein of 151 amino acids. The transcript has 3 exons. The record is from RefSeq and is a predicted model, not a curated record.